CCGGGCCCCGCCGCCAUCUCGCGGCUCUGGCGGCGGCUGCGCGCUUGGCCCGGCCCGGCCCGGCUCGGCUCGGCUCGGCUCAGCUCAUCUCGUCCCGGCUCAUCCCGGCCAAGCCAUGGCCGCCUCCGCCUUCUGCUGCCUCCGCUGGUGCCGGGAUGGCGGCGCCGGGCACAUCCCGCUGAAGGAGAUGCCGGCGGUGCAGCUGGACACGCAGCGCAUGGGAACAGAUGUUGUCAUUGUUAAAAACGGCAGGAGAAUAUGUGGCACGGGAGGCUGCCUAGCCAACGCACCUUUGCAUCAGAACAAGAGCUAUUUUGAGUUUAAAAUCCAGUCCACAGGGAUUUGGGGUAUUGGAGUUGCAACCCAGAAGGCAAACUUGAAUCAAAUUCCCAUGGGUCGAGACGUGCACAGUCUGGUGAUGAGGAAUGAUGGAGCUCUCUAUUACAACAACGAGGAGAAAAACAGACUACCAGCAAACAACUUGCCACAGGAGGGCGACGUGGUGGGUAUUACAUAUGACCAUGUAGAAUUAAACGUAUAUUUAAAUGGGAAGAACAUGCAUUGUCCAGCUUCAGGAAUCCGAGGGACUGUCUAUCCAGUGGUCUAUGUUGAUGACAGUGCCAUUCUGGAUUGUCAGUUCAGUGAAUUUUACCACACGCCUCCCCCAGGGUUUGAGAAGAUCCUCUUCGAGCAGCAGAUCUUCUGAGUGUCUUCGUACUGGAAAUUUGCACCCUGCACUGUUACGAAAAAGCUUUGUCAUCUUAAAUAAAGCUUCACAUUACCUUUAGGAAACAUAUCCGUAUUUUUAGUAAGUACUUGUGACUGUUGUCUGCGGAAUUAAUGUGUUAACUGCAACACCAGAUAAUUGUGUUGCAAGUACUAGAUUUCUGGCAGUGUUUUGUGGUUGAAAAUCAAUGUUUUGGGCCAGUUUUUUUCUGAUCUGUACUCGAUGCCUAAGGAAACCAAGGGUUAUCAUUGACAUCAGUGUUUAAUUCAGUAUUUUGGAUGAACUGGAGCUCUGUAAAGCCGGUAAUAUGAUAGCUAUGGAGAGUGAUAGUUCUCAUGAUCUUUUUUUUCCCAGCUUUUUCCAGACAGAAGCUUUAUACCUUGUUAAAAGGAAGUACUGUAUGACUGACGAUACGAUGGCAUAACUAGCAGCUAGGCUUCGUGUGCCUCCGCAAGGUGUAGCUUAAUCCAUUCCCUCCGUCUUCAAACAGCAAAUGUGUAUUGCUCCUAGCUUUUCGUUCCCUUUGACUGUGAUGGAUAAUGGGUUGCUGUGUAGUGAUACUUCAAACACUAUCUUGUUGAACCUUAACAAAGCAAAGCUGAACGCCACCUGUAUUUUUUUUGAGGACCACAGCUCUGUGUCGCUCUGGUAGCAGAGUUCAGCACAGAUUGCUCAGCUUGGGUAUGCAGAGAGGCAGGUGAAGGGUGUGAGAUGUUACGGUGAAGCCUUACAUCUACACUGUAAAUCAGAUUAUUCUUUUACGGAAUAACUUAUUUAAUUUCUCUGUGAAUCAUUGAUAAAUGAUUAAUGGCUAAGACAUUGUUCUAAAAUGUGAUGCCCGUAAGUAUAAAUUGAGAUGCUUUUUUUUUUUCUCCUCUGUUGUCAUGUAUUUAAUAUACUUCCUGGAAGAACUUUUAUUGUAAAGAAAAUCUUCGUAUUGGAUGUUUGGUUUUUGUUUUUGACUUUUCCUGGGUUGAUGCGGUUGCAUAAAGGAAUAAUUUAUUUAAAUAUUUUUUAGAAAUGACCUGAUUCUGAAAUUUUCAAAUACAGCUUUCUCAAAGCCUUUCAA
This is a messenger RNA of Anas platyrhynchos (mallard), 1796 nucleotides long. RefSeq names its product SPRY domain containing 7 (gene SPRYD7). The record is from RefSeq and is a predicted model, not a curated record. Gene Ontology annotation, molecular function: protein binding. Lineage: Eukaryota; Metazoa; Chordata; Aves; Anseriformes; Anatidae.